UAUAGAUAUCAGCAGCUAUUAAAUCUAGCGAAGAGCUAUUGCCCUUAUCAGGAACGCACCAUUUUAAUCAGUAAGGGGGAAAUUUAAAUAAAAUAUUUUUGUCAGGUUAAAUUGCGUGUGUGUUUUUUGCUUUGUUUUGAUAUCGAGAUAUAAAUUCGCAUUGAUACGUGAUUUUGGGAAGAAAUAGAAAUAUUUUAUUUGACAUUACGUAAUUUUGUUCAUCAUAUUUCCUGUGUUAAUGAAAUAACUUCCGUAAUUCAAACCCCUAGGUAUUUUUUUGGAACACGCAAAUACUGUACGUUGAACCCGUGAUACUUUGAAGGACCUCAAAUAAGUCAUAAAAUUGACAAAAUCUUGCAUUGUGCAAUACGAGAUAAUAAAUGGCUAACUCACAAAAAAGGGUGUGGUACCGGAAUAUGCAGUUGAUUUAAUUAGUUAUACUUUAUAGCGAUAAGACAUCACACAUUGUUUACACAAGCGGAUUUAUGCAUGAUAUUAAAGGUAAACAAUAGAUCGGACGGAAAUUAAUUAAGGAAAACGUAUGAACACCGAAAGAAUUUACUGAAACCUACCAUAACUCGGGUAUAAUUUGUCAAUUAAACGUUAUAACUGUGCCGCUACUAUAAAAACAGAUACUUUUAUUUUUGAGCUUGUGCUUAUAAAACUAAUCACAUUAAUAGUUUGCAAGGAACUCCGGUAAAAUGAAAGGAAGAAAUAUUGUUUCCCUAGUGUAUAUGGUGUUGAUAUAUUUAGUCAUUAGUGUAAGUGUCACGCAUGGAACUACAACUCAUUCUUCGACUGCUUCAAGUGGGACAUCAAAAGCCAACAAUGAAUCAUCUGCAACCGAUGCGACAGAACCAAAAUCAACAACAGAAGCAUCAGCAUCUUCGUCAAUAAUAGCGUCAUCAUCAACAACACCAACAGUAACAACAACGCUUACUAAUAAAAAUAAUUCUUCUACAACUACUAAUACUACAACUCCAAACCAAACAACAACAACAAUAACUAAACCUCCUACUUCAACUUCGGCGCUAACAACUACAUCGUCAACACCAGCUACAACAAAUGCACCUCCGACUACAGAAGCAAGUACUGCUGUGUCAGACAAUACUACAUCAAAUUCGACAUCAUCACCUCCACCAACAGUGUCAGGAACAAGUUUGAAAACAAUCACAACAACAACUACAACAAUUAACCAAAGUACAUCCACAGAAGAUAGUACAAGCACAGCUUCAACAAAUCAAACCGCACCAACAACAACGAUGCCUCCAGCAACUAGUAGCACUACAACUUCUGAGAAAAGUACAACAAACACAACACCAGGUAAUCCGCUUACAUCCUCAAUACCCGUUACCAUGAAUUUAUCCACAUCUGCUUCAACAACAAAUGGCACAUCUGACUUAAAUGCUACCACAUCUUUGCCCUCGUCUACCACCAGCACAGCUCCCAGUUCCACCACAAUAACACCAGAAAGCACACCAACUGCGGGAGGAGCGAGCACACAGCCAACCCAGCAAACAACACCAGACCCUUGUGAAUCCUUCCCAUGUGGCAAUGGAACAUGCAGUGUUUCAAACGGAAGUGCAGCUUGUCUUUGCAAACCUGGAUACACCGGACUUAACUGUGAUACUAAUAUAAAUGAAUGUGAUAGCAAUCCUUGUAAGAAUGGCGCCACGUGCGUAGAUGGUAUCAACAACUACACGUGCACGUGUCCAGCAGGCUUUGAAGGCAGGAAUUGUAAUCAAAACAUAGAUGACUGCACACCCAAUCCAUGUCUAUAUGGCGGGAAUUGUACAGAUGGUGUGAACACCUAUACAUGUCAUUGUGCUGCAGGCUACGAUGGUAGAAAUUGUUCCAACAACAUAGAUGACUGCAAACCCAAUCCAUGUCAAAAUGGCGGGAAUUGUACAGAUGGUGUCAACACCUUUACAUGUCAAUGUGCUGCAGGCUACGAUGGUCGAAAUUGUUCCAAUAAUAUAAACGAAUGCCAGAGUAACCCGUGCCAGAAUGGAGGAACUUGUAAGGAUGGUGUUAAUAUGUAUACGUGCUCGUGUGCUGCAGGCUUUAAUGGUACAAACUGUGGUAAUAAUAUAGACGAAUGCCAGAGCAACCCGUGCCAGAAUGGAGGAAAUUGUACGGAUGGUGACAAUAUGUAUACGUGCACGUGUGUUACCGGCUUUAAUGGUACAAACUGUGAUCAUGAUAUCGACGAUUGUGUUGGUGUGGUCUGCAAUAACGGCGGUACUUGUGAGGACGGUAUCAAUAGCUACACAUGUAACUGUGCAGCGGAAUGGGAAGGCACGCAUUGUAAAAUAGAUGUGGAUGAAUGUAGCAGAAAAACUCACAAGUGUGAUAAGAAUGCAAACUGCACGAACACAGAGGGCAGUUACAAUUGUACAUGCAAGUCUGGAUUUACAGGCGACGGAUUUAGUUGUCAAGAUAUCAAUGAAUGUUCCAACACAACACUGUGUCAAAAUGGAGCGACAUGCUUUAAUACACCGGGAAGUUUCGUAUGUUAUUGCACAGAGUACUGGACUGGGAUUCAGUGUCAAACAGAUAUUGAUGAAUGCAAUACAUCAAAAUGUGCUGAUAACGCUUUUUGCAACAAUACUAACGACGGUUAUAAUUGUAUCUGUAACGAAGGCUAUCGAGGAGAUGGACACAAAAAAUGUUUCCGGAAAACUUUGAUACCCAUGUCGUCUAAUACAUGGCAUAGCGGAGAUGACAACGUAUUUGGUCCUGUGACACUUCCAGAGGUCAUGUACUAUUUUGGAAAACCCUACAAUACUUUCUAUGUGAGCAUGAAUGGCUAUGUAACACUCGGACAGUAUUUGGACCAAAGAUACCCUCCAGAGGAUACAUCUGCUUGGAGCAUUUAUGACUUUCCAAUCAUUGCUCCUUUGUGGUCUGACAUUGUUACAGAAGGACAGAACUCGGGAGUUAGUUUUGAUGUGGCUAGAGAUAGCACGACACUUGAACAGAUAGGACAUGCAAUGAAUACGCCUAGACCUAGCUUUAGUAUAACUGCAACAUGGAAAACGGCAGUGCCUUACCCAUUUGAUCAGAAUAAUGAACAUGAGGCAGCUGACUUCCAAGUAAUCAUUAGCAAAGUUGGAGUCGACACAAUUUUGAUGUUUAACUAUGAUCAAGAAUUCUUCACAUGGAAGAGUACAGGCGAUAAAUUAGUUUCAGUCGGGUACUCUAACAACAAACAUGACGGGACCAUUAAAUUUGAAGAGGACACUUUCACACAAACAAAUAUGCAGGGAUCAGAUGGUGUGAACGGCAGCUGGGUCUUUAAUGUUACUUCGUCAACAUCUAACUGGGGAACAGAAUCACUUUGCCUUUCUGCUGUUUCCAACGAUAGCACAGCAGCGAUAAUUGAGAGUGCACGGUCACUUGCCGAUCCUUGUCCGUGCAGUAUUGAACAAAUAAAGAGGGACAGACGAUUUAAACGUGAUGUAUCCAAUGAAUACGUAUCGAGGUUUUCACGCGGCACAGACAGUGUCAGACAGAGAUGUCACUACAGCGUUACUGGAAGCUUACUACGAGGAUAUCCUGGUGGUGGGUAUUUAGAAACAGGUCAAAUAAAGGAAGUACACAAGAAAUGCUGUAUUAAUUCAUCCAGAUGCGACUUAUUCUACCAUAUCAAUCCAUCUGAUACAUGCGCUGGUUACAAUCCACCAUCUUUGUCGUCUUCUUGGGGAGAUCCUCACAUAACAACGCUUGAUGGUGCGAGAUACACAUUCAAUGGUAGAGGAGAAUUCACAUUGCUAAAGAUCGAAGAAAAGGACGCAAUGGCAAAUGUUCAAGUCAGGACUGAACUAGCGAGUACAACUAACAAAGACGCUACUGUUUUUGUCGGCUUAGCAGCACAGGUUGGAGAAACAGAAAAUGGAGACAAGGUGGAGCUUAUAUUGAACAGGACUUCCCAGUCGUGCAGAAUUUAUGCUAAUGGUGUCUUUAAAGAAACCGCUUUGCCGACAAAGAAGUUGAAUCAUAUCAAUCUCGGUGGACUGGAGAUAUUUUCUGAUCCGAAUGACGAUGCUAAUAAAACUAUCAUAAUAACAUUUAGUGCUAGAAUAUCCAUACAGAUCCAUUUUUCUGAUAUACUUAAUAUCGUGGCUUCUGUUCCACGAGACGCACCAUUCCAUGGAAAAACAACGGGGCUGUUAGGUAACAAUAAUGAUAAUGAUACAGAUGAUUUCAGGCCUAGGAAUGAUUCGAGCAAUCCACUGAGCAAGAAUUCAAGUGAAGAAGAUCUCUACAAAUUUGGAAUAACUUGGCGAGUAAGCAAAGAGGAGUCUCUGUUCAGUUACAACAUCUCGGGAGGAAGCUAUUUAUCAUACAACGAUGAGAGUAUAAGGCCAAAUGCAUUUAUCAGCGAUGAGAUUAAUCGAAAUACAAUUGGAAGUUACAUAAACAAAACAUGUGGCUUUGGAAAUAUAAAUAUAACACAUUGUGGAGACAAUUUGGCAUGUAUGGUUGAUGCUGCAGCCACAUGUAACGAAGCCUUUGGUCUUCAUUCUAAAGCCACCGAAGAUACCGUGAAUAAAGAGAAGAAAACAUUGGAUCACAAGCCGCCAAAUAUUACCCAACCAGAUCCGCUAUACAUCAAAUACACUCAGAAUCAUAUAAUGAACUUUACAUUUGAAUUUCCUGUAGACGUUCAAACAAAUAUCUCAGUACCGGACUACACUUGUGAAAAUUGUACUUCGUUUUCAUUGAAUGUUUCUGGUGUAUUGAGAAAGUUACCAGCGUAUCUAAAUAUAACAGCAAAAGACAACAUGAAUGCCACUUCGGAAUACCGGCCGGAUAUCUAUUAUUGUGGAUGCAUGAAAGAAUCUCAAUGUGACUAUUCACUCAUAGUUCAAGAUGGGCCUGUUGGAGGCUCAGAAGGGAAGUUCUUCCGUGCAAGAUGCAACUGCUCUGAAGAUACCGAAGGUGGUUACUGUGAACAGAAGGUGGACAGAUGUGCUGGUACCUCGUGUUAUACAAACGUUACUUGCAACAGUAAUGUAUCUGCACCCAAUAAUCCAUGUGGACCAUGUCCGGCAGGUCUUGAAGGGGAUGGAUUACGGUGUUUCGACAAAAACGAAUGUUACCUUGGAAUUUCACAGUGUGGCCAGAUAUGUGAGAACACGGACGGAUCGUACAUAUGUAAAUGCAACCAGGGAUAUGAGCUUGAUGCGGAUGGUUACUCUUGCAAUGAUAUAAAUGAAUGUGAACUCCAGGAUUUUACCUGCGAGAGCAAUAUGUAUUGUGAGAAUACAAUUGGAGGUUAUGACUGCAAAUGCAAUCCAGGUUAUUUGAAAGGUACAGGAAAGGGGUGUGUAGAAGGAAAGGCAUCUUAUGGUGGAAUUUUGGUAUUUAAAACUAUCGUUCAGAAUGAAGAAAAGUUAAAGGCAGAGAUUAAAAUGUUUUUAAUGAAGACAUACAAAGAUGGCGGAAUAGACAUCGUGGAUAUAGAAAUAACACUAGAAGAAAUAAGUGAUGCAACAAGGAAAAGAAGAGAGGUAACCAGCGGACAAAAAUGGAACGCACAUUUUGUUCUUCACACACAAUAUCAGAAUUCAACAGAAAACGUUCGCGAAGUUCUAACUACCAAAUUAAAAAAAAUAACUUCAAACAACGAUGGAUAUGGUGCGAUAGAUGGGCCUUUCCCAAUACUGCUGUCUAUAGGGGAUUCAGGUGUAUAUACAGAUGAGGAAGGAGGGGUAUGCAACAUUGAAGGAAAAACAAAAUGUGAUCCUAUAUCAACAACUUGCCACUCUGAAAACGGGACAGCAGUUUGCCGUUGCAAGCGGCCAUUUUUCGACGGAUGGGUCAAUCCUCACACAAGCUGUAAAGAUGUGGACGAAUGCCUAAAAAAAGACGAAAUUUGCCAAGGUGGGAAUUGUACCAAUACGCCUGGUAGCUAUAUAUGCAGCUGCUCAGCUGGGUACAUAUACGACGGUAAAGCCGCUUGCACAGAUAUGUGUUCACCUAAUCCUUGUCAAAACGAUGGUCUUUGUAUACACGGGGAGCUGCAGGGACAGUUCUUGUGCAAAUGUGACGACAAGUGGACAGGACCAAAGUGCGAAGACAAAAAUGCAGAAGCAGAAAAGUUAAAGACUAUUGCAAUAGCUGUAGGAGCCAGUAUUGGUGGCAUCUGUCUAAUCCUUUUAUUUGCGCUGUUUGGAAUGUACAGGAGGCACAGAAACAGAUACAGUAGAUACAACAGAAGACCGCUAUCAUCUCUGGAUAACGACAGUUCCUUUGGUUUGGCAAGCUCUAAUAUCAGAACAAAAGACUUUCCAAUAGAUGACGACACCGAUACACAAUAUAGUGUACCUCGGCCUAAAGUUAACCGGAACGGAUAUGAAAUGAAAGAAAAUGACGGUGCUUCGAAUGAGGGAUUUGAUGGCAGUGAAGCUGGAAAGAUGGAAGAACCAAAGAAACCACUAACUCAGACAACUAAAGAAACAUCUGAGACUGGACAGGAAAAUCCGUCGUUUCUUCACAGCCAAGAAUUGGAAGAAGCUCGGCGGACAUCCAAGCGGCAAAGCAAGAAUGCCUAUGACUAUUUCUGAUCAAAUUAUAUAUGAUGCUAGCCUAAAUGCAACUUUGAGUGUAUGUAUGUGAAGUAAGCCUAAGUACAACUAAAUGGUUGAUUCUGUUGUUUGUGUGUUGUAUGCGUGUUUGUUCAUUUUUAAAAAUAAAUUAAAAGCAAGUGAGAGGGUAUUUGAAUGUACGAAAAAUUCGUUUCCAUAUUGACUUCGUGUUUUUGUAUUUUGAUUUCGAAGACAAUGUGCAGGGUCAUUUCGUUUUUCUAGAUCAUGUCUAAGAUAGUUUGUAUUUUAUUUAUUUUGUAUAAGGCAUCAUGGAUUUUACUCUUCAGUUCUAAUAUUUUUUCAUAGUUUUAGUCAGGGCCGGAACCUACAGUUUCAUUUUACACAUAUCACAUUUUUUCCUUUUAUCAGAAAUUAGUAAUUUUAUAAAUUUAUAUUUUUAAUAUCAUUUUUAUGUCAUAUUCAAGGUAUGAAUCUUGACUAAAAUACCAUACCAUUACGUAAGACUGAUGUAAAACUUGAUACCGUUCUAUUAUAGGACUGAUGAUUGAAAAAAAAAUGAGAAUAUAUGCAGCAGUCCUUAUCAGUAUGAGUGGGUUCUAUAGUUGAACGCUGAUAAGUCAUGUUUGUAAAAAAAAAUCAGAGAAAAAGAGUCAAAAUAUAUAGCUUUUUAAGUUUACCUUGAAUGAUCGACCAAUAUUUGUAACUAAAAUUAUACUUUUCUUUGAAGACUUCAGAUGAGUAUACCUAGUCCUCUCUUUCAUAUUAACUAGAAUACAGUGUAGGUUAUACAUUUGUUCUAAUUUCUUAACCAAAUAGAUUUAUUCAUGUUACAGAAAAUGCCCGAAUAAAUAGGACAAGGACAUUCUUGUAGUCGUUUCGUAGCAGUAGUGACUUGUUGGUUUGUUUGUUUAUAUGUUUUGUUUUAAAGUAUUUUGAUAGCCGGAUUGCUGUUUUUUCUUAUAGUCCAUGUUUUUGUGUUAUUAUAAGAUGUGUGUAUCAUAGAUUGAUUAGCCUUUGUGUUUGAAUUAGCUUCCUGUUGUCGGGUGUUAUUUUUUAUUUUGUAUUCUUGCCAAAUGUUAUUUGUUCUUAAUUGUUCUCUUCCAUGCAAUACACAAAGAAUAUUAGGUUACUCUCUUUCUGAACUUAAGUUUAUCCGGUAAGUUACAGAAAAGUUUACACACCCCGAAGCUUUCCCGAGGGGGAUAAACUUUUCGGAGACAAGUCGGAUAGACUUGAGCUAAGAGAGAAGGUAACGUAAUAUUCUGUUUAUCCUGCAGUCAGUAAAAUUUGUCAAAAACAUUUUUUUUUUGUUUAAGAAAUGCUUUUAAUUACAAAAAUAAUCAAUUCAGAUUUUUACUAAUUUGUAAAGUCCUAUAUCACUCUAUAACAUAAUUCAACAAAAAUAUUACUUACCUAAUAGUUUGCCUGUUAUCAUAGAUGCUAAGCUGGCACUCAUAAACGAAACAAUUAAAAUGGUUGUGACUAGGAUAUAAUAAAGCACAAAACCGCGCUUGAGAUAAAUUCAAAAGCCCUCCGCACUCUCACAAUCGUACUUCCACGUCGUACGAUGUGAAUUCAUUGAAAUUCCUUCCACUAUGAAUGGCUUUGACCCAACAAUUACGAUAAACGACUGGCUAAAAGAUGUUAAAAACACUUCAAAACCUAAUCUCAGUGUCGAGCCGCUUACAUGUUUUAAAGAAAACGUCACCAUACAGUUUCGUAUAAUGUAGGAUUGAAUAGAGCUGAAUAAUUUUGAAUUUUUACCGCGAUUGUUGCAAUAGUAUAGUACAAUUGCUGAAUGAUCGUUACGUCCUCCGAACUCUUGACCCAGUUUACUAACAAGUGUUCAGCUGAAUAACUGAAUAAUCCUCUAGUGACCUUGUAAUACUGAAGUUUACACGGCGCACUGGUGUCAGCCUGAUAAAUGCAUUAUUUAUUGUUUUUUUACUGGUGAUGCACCUUACGAAGCACUUUUGUAUUUAUCUUUUUUGUUAUUUAUAUUAGGCAGAUUUGUUUGUUGUACAAUUAUUCCGUUUUUACAAAUCCAAGUGUUAUAUGUAAUUCUAAUAAAUUUUUUACAGCGCACUAUGCACAUACUAAUGGUUUAAUUUGACCUAUAUAUUUGUUUGGUCACUGUCACCGAAAGGGAAAAUGUCAAUUAAUUAUAAAGUGUACAUCUUUUUCUAGUACGUUAAGAGAUCCAUAAACAUGUUUUAAAUUGUCUCUAUCAAACUUACAACCAAAUUCUUAACAUGUAUAUUUUAAAACUGUUACUAGCAUACAGUUUUGAUACUAAAUACAAUGUAUUUUCACCAAA
Molecule: messenger RNA, 8871 nt
Organism: Mercenaria mercenaria
Lineage: Eukaryota; Metazoa; Mollusca; Bivalvia; Venerida; Veneridae
Exons: 38
Coding region: 702-6572 (1956 amino acids)
Biological process (GO): Notch signaling pathway; cell-matrix adhesion
Molecular function (GO): calcium ion binding; Notch binding
Source: RefSeq, a predicted model, not a curated record